Scomber scombrus (Atlantic mackerel) is the source of this 4570-nucleotide messenger RNA. RefSeq names its product thyroid hormone receptor associated protein 3b (gene thrap3b). The transcript is spliced from 11 exons. Bases 387 to 3083 code for a protein of 898 amino acids. The record is from RefSeq and is a predicted model, not a curated record. Gene Ontology annotation, cellular component: mediator complex. Gene Ontology annotation, molecular function: DNA binding; transcription coregulator activity. Gene Ontology annotation, biological process: positive regulation of transcription by RNA polymerase II. NCBI's taxonomy places the organism in Eukaryota, Metazoa, Chordata, Actinopteri, Scombriformes, Scombridae.
UAAAUGGUGUCUGUCGCUUAGCCACCGAUACACCUCUAUGCCUGGAAAGCACACAUUUAGCGCACAAUAAACAAACACAUAGACGCGUUUAAUAUAUGUAUUUAAUUAGGGAGUGUCACCCAGUCUCAUCUAAAGGCGCAGUAUGUCCGUUUUUUAUUAGUAUUAGUUAGCUAGUUGUUAGCCUAGCCUCGCUAACAUCCGCUUAUAUACACACACCAGUGAAACCAGGAAGGAGGGACCAGACCAAGACCAGCAAGCAGCUUGGCCUCAAAGGUUGCUUCACUUCUAGUACUAAACUAUUAUCCAUAAUAUACAACAAAAAACAACAAACCACAAACCACAAAACAACCACGGACAGUCUUGUGGAAAAAGGUGUAAGCGCAAAGAUGUCAAAGGCUCCGGAUUCUCCAGCUCGGUCCCGCUCCAGGUCAAGAUCCAGGUCUAGAUCCAGAUCUUACUCCAGGUCUCACUCUAGAAGCCGCUCCCGCUCAAGGUCCAGAAAGCGUCGCUAUAGUUCUAGGUCUCGUUCCCGCUCACGUUCACACACUCCGUCCUAUAGAAACUAUCCUAGCCGAGACUAUCAGAACAACAGAGGCGGCGGCUUCAGGGGCUACAACCGAGGCUACCGGAGGCCCUUUCACUACCGCGGCAGAAACCGAGGCUAUUACCAGCGUGGUCAUUACCAGAACAGGGGAGGAGGCGGCGGCGGCUAUGGUUACAAGGCCAAUUGGCAGGGAGGCGGGGGAGGCUGGCACGAUCGCCACCAUGACCAGGACCACCACUCUCACAGCCCAAGGAGGGGCCGCUCGCGUUCCCGCACACCCAAGAAGCGCUCGGGCAGCCGCAGCCGGUCCCACUACUCUGACCGCUCGUCUUCGGGGAGAUCUCGACGCUCCAGGCACUCCAGCUACUCCUCUCGGUCCCGGUCUUCCUCCCCACGCCAUCGCAGCAGCAAGGGCAAGCCUGGACCCAAGGACGCUAAGGACAAGCUAGCAGAUAGCCAAGUAGAGAAAUCAGGUCAGGCCACAGACGGCAACGCCAUCGAGAAGGUGUCAGGAGGUAAAUGGUUAGACUAUGACGCCAGCCCCAAACGAAUCAGCCCAGAGACUGAUAAGAAAGAGGAUGCCACCUCUGGUUCUGAGAGCAAGGGGGCCGGCAGCGGCGCUUCUCUUUGGAGAACCAUUGGCAGCGUGUCGUCCCCUCCGGUGGAGAGCCCCACCAAGUCGGGACAAACGGCCUCCUUCAGCGGCUUUGGGUUCUUCUCAAAGGAGGAAGCCAAAUCUGGGGAUAAGACUGUGAUCUCUGCUGCCUUCAAAAAGUUCUUGGCUGAGAAUAAAAACAAAAAGCAGGCAGCUGAAAAGGAGAACGGUCGCGAUAAGGAGCAGAGCACCUCAGAAAGGGAAUUAGAGAAAGGCAGCAAGUCCGGAGACCUCUUCAACAUCUCGUCCUCUUCUUUUGGCGACUCCAAGGAAGACAAGACCUUGCCCUUCUUCGACGCUGGAGAAGAAGAGUUCCUCAAGUCUCACGGGCUGAAAGAGAGGGACAUUGAUGAGGAUGGCGAGGUCAAAACCACCCUCACAGCUCGGGACAUUUUCGGGAAAUGGGGGGACGAGCCAAGCUAUUCUUCUUCCUACCCGCCGGUGAAAGAGAAAAGCCGGAGAGAUGUCGAAGAGCCUGAGCCCAUAGAUCACAUGGAGGAGGAGAUGUACAGAAGCCGCAAGCACAGCUCAAAGAAAGAGGAGAAGGCCAAGAAGAAGGAGAAGAAAGAAAAGGAGAAGUCCAGAAAGAGUCCGUCCCCUCCCACAACUUCCAGAGAGAAGGAAAGGCCGCUGUUCCCUGGCGCUUUCCCAACUCGCGUGGAGUCGCCUGUCCGACGUCAGUCUGCGUCAAGGGAGGAGUUUGAACUCAAAAUAGGCGCUUUAGAUGAAAUGCCCAGCUCUUCCCUGUCUAAAGAUCGCUUCAUGUCCCGAGAUCUGGCGAAUCCCACUAAGAAAGAGCCGGAGUUUCGCUCCAUUUUCCAGCACAUUCAGACCGCUCAGCUCUGUCGCAGCCCCCCUGAGCUGUUUGCUCAGCACAUAGUGUCAAUUGUGCAUUACAUUAAAGCUCAACACUUUCAGUCCACAGACAUGACUUUAAGUGAGCGGUUUGCCAUGUACCAAAGAAAAGCUGCUGAGGUUGAAAUGAUGAAGCCAAGGAAGAGCCCAGAAAUCCACAGGAGAAUCGAUGUUUCCCCCAGUGCCUUUAAGAGGCACUCUCACCUGUUUGAGGAUAUGGACGAGACGAGCUAUAAGGAUGCAAGUAAAAAGUUCAAAGGCGACGUGAUGGACCUUCGUCUGGAUAUUGAAAGACGUAAGAAGUUUGCUGGGAAGGAGCGCGACUUCAAGCGUGAAGGAGGCAGGAGCCCAGGAGGCUCCCGAGGACCAAGCGCAGAGAGGUCCUCUGAGAAAUCUGGGAAGCACCACAAGAAAUCCAAGAAGGGCAAGAAGAAACGGGAUCGCUCUCCGUCCUCCUCCUCCUCUUCUUCCUCUCAAUCCCCUUAUCCCCCACCUUUCAGAGGUAAAGAGUACAUGGGAGAGGGGAUGGAGCAAAUGGGGGAGGGCUACAGUCACACGCGUUAUCCCCCGCGGGAGUACAGCGGGCCCGGAGAGAGAGGCCCUCGCGAUUAUGAGGGCCACAACAUGGAAAGAGGCAGAGGCCGCGGAUUUUUCCCCAGAGUGAGAGGACGAGGUUGGAACAGGGGAAAUUAUCCAGGAAACAACAGCAAUGGCAACCCUGCUAAUAUGAAUCCUGCAGUGCGCCCUCCAGAGGAGGAGUGGGACCCUGAAUAUACUCCCAAAAGUAGAAAGUAUUACUUGCACGAUGAUCGCGAUGGCGAGAAAACCUGGGUUGACAACCGCGGAAGAGGCCGAGGAUCCUUCCCGGCCCGCCGGGGGCGCUUCGUCUACCGCAAAGGAGGCAGCAGCCCUAAGUGGACCCACGACAUGUACCAGGGAGGAGAAGAGGGGGACAUGGGCGACGACAACAUGGAGAUGGAUCAUAAAGAAAACAAAGGUGUUGGAGACGCCUCCGCCCAGAAGCAGUGAACUGCUGCAUCAGCUCCGGUAGCAGCAGCAGGUUAUCUUCACAGCCAUGAGCGUCUCAGUCAGAGUGGUUACUGUGGUUUUUUUAAAAAGGGAGGUGGGGGUCAUUUUUCUUGUUUUUUUCCUCCCCUCACCUCCCACCCCCUCUCCACAUCAUCUCAUCAUUUAACGGUUAAAAUUUGUUCAGUGAGUUUGAGCCUUCUCACAGUUCAAGUGAAGUAAAGAACUGUAAGUGACUUGAAUGAAGAGCAACACUCUUUUGUAUGUGAGGUUCAUAAUUUCAGGGUGUUUUUUUUUUUGUUUUUGUUUUUUUAUGUAAUGAAAGUUGCUGUUGGUUUAAUCUUCACAUACGGCUCGGCGGUGAAUUAAUUGUACGCUGUAAGGGGGAAAGUACUGAGGCAAAAAAAAAAAGAAGUUCAAAAUAGUUUCAUAUUCUCUGAAAAAGAGAAUAACAAAAAGCAUUUGUGCCUUAGAAAAUACUACAGUAACAUGUUCUUAUGUAAUCUGUUUAAAGGUACAACUCUGUACUUCCUGUCUGUCAGUGUCGGAAGGCUUUAGAUUAUUCCCAUUUCAUUGUUUUUCCUUUUUUUUGUGUGUGUGUUUGGGCUGUGAUAAAUCUUUGUAAUAAAAAAAUAGAUCUGUUACUGCAUGAAAAGUUUGAUUGAUACCUCGCUCCAUGGGACCAAUCAAUAGCGGGCACAGGGCUCAUGAUUGUCAUUGAACAUGAGUUUUGGUUUUACCCCUGAAUGAUUGAUAUGUGUCACUUAUAUUAUCUGAGCUUUUUUUUCAUAUAGUGCCACUUCAACUGUGUCUCAUUACAAAAUUGUUACGUGUGUUUGUAUGAGGUGUGUGUGUGUGUGCUACAGUAUAUUCUCAUUUAUUGUGGAGGUUUUCAGUUCAAAACAAUUGUAAAUUGAAGGAUUGGCACUAAAAAUCUGUUGAUUUGCUUUGCUUUUAGACUGAUACACACAUGUAGGUUUACAUCUGUUAAAUCAGUUUAGGUAAGUGGCUACCUUUUUUUUUUGUUUAGAGUUUUAAUUAAAUCUAUAUAAAUAGCUAUGGGAAAAAGGCGAAUACAUGUAUAGAAUUAUAAUACCUAAAUUAUUGUAAUCUUAGAGGGAAACAAAAGAUGAAUAUGGUUGAGUAAUCCUCGCAAAAAAAAAAGAGCCACAGUUUAAUCUUCCGUCUAAAAACCUGACAGGAGAAAAGGUGAAGAGAAACCCGAUAUUUGUGACAUUUGUCAAAGGCAAAGAUGAGUGUGUAUUUCUUAUGAGGAGUUAACACAAACUAGCAGAACUAGUUUGGUGGAUCUCACUGUGCUGCUUCGUCCCACUUUUGACUUGUACAUACUGCAUGUACUAAACCGAACUGUAGGACUGUAUCUUAUUUUGUUUGUUUUUGUUGAUUAAUCUGAAGCUGAAAACUUUUUUACCGUUCAAGAGCUUUUAAGUACUUGUCUUUUAAUUUUCAAUAAAUUUUUCUUUGAUUCA